Colletotrichum chrysophilum is the source of this 930-nucleotide messenger RNA. RefSeq lists its product as uncharacterized. Bases 1 to 930 code for a protein of 309 amino acids. The record is from RefSeq and is a predicted model, not a curated record. The transcript has 3 exons. NCBI's taxonomy places the organism in Eukaryota, Fungi, Ascomycota, Sordariomycetes, Glomerellales, Glomerellaceae.
AUGGCCGUCACAAGUUCUUCUGAGCCUCAAGCAUCUGAUCCUCCUGCUGAAGCCUGGUUGGCCGAGCUUGAGGAUCAGAUCGCAGACGAAGAGAGCUGGGGGGACCAGAGAAACACCGAGGCCGCCUCAAUCAUCCUGCACAUGCUCUCUUCGUUUCAUGAAAAGGGAUAUGUGGCUGCUUUGGAAGCUGCGCUGAAGAUCGGCGCCGAUUAUUGGGCCCGGUUCCUACCUUCAAGCCAAGAUCCUCUUCGCAAGCCGUACAGGUUGGAAGACAAAGGCAUGCCAGAAUACCUGGCGCACCUUUAUGACUUGAUCUUACACCAGUCAUGGCUUCUGCCGUACUAUGAUGAACGCCAAGACUUACUGACCAGAUUCUUGGUCGAGCUGUCGCAUCUGCCGAAAGUCACGUACAAGAGUGAAGGGGAAGAAUAUCACGCUUUCCACAACGACCCUGUGUUCGGAAUAAUGUGCGAAGAAGAAUGGAAUGGGAAAUUUGCCUCUGACCGACCUGAGCCUGAGGACCCGAAGCAGAAACAAGCCUUCAUCCGAAGGUGCGAUCAAUGGGUCAACUUUUCUUCUUUCCAAGCUCGCUACCAUGGUGCCGAGAUCUACAAGCCGUGGUCAACACACUUGAAGUAUCCCAACGUCGAUAUCGAGUUGGCGCUGGAGAAGGACCUGCCCAAAGGAAAGCUAGCAGAAUGUCGAUUGUUGGUUGCAUCAGAGUGGAUUAUCCAUGCUGGAAAGGUCAUCUAUGCGGACAUGAAGAGGAUCAACAAUGAUUUGUGGGGGUUGGAAAGAUGGAAGAGUUGGGCUGGGAAACUUGAGGAGAUUCUGAAGGCUGGAGAGCAAAGUGAAGACGUCACUAUCAACUUGCGAGCUGCAUUGGACGAGAUGAUCUCCAUCGACAGAGACAGUCUCGAGGGAAAAUAG